ACUAUUUCAAUUUAUGCUGGUAUACCUAUAUUAAUCGGUGGUUGUAUUGGAAAUUUAUUAAAUCUAAUAGUUUUUAUUAGUUUAAAAACUUUUCGAGAAAAUUCUUGUGCAUUUUAUUUAACAACAAUUUCUUUUAUUAAUAUUGGAAAUUUAUCAACAGGAUUAUUACAUCGUAUAUUAGUAAGUGGAUUUGGAAUUGAUUUAACAUUAGUUUCUUUAUAUUUAUGUAAAUUAUUUCAAUAUUGUAUUCAAUCUUGUGCAUUAAUUUCUAUAACAUGUUUAUGUUUAGCAACAAUUGAUCAAUAUUUCUCGACAUGUUUUACUGAUCGAUGGAGAGAAUUGAGUAAUAUUAAAUUAUCUCGUCGUCUUAUAAAAAUCUUUGUUAUUCUUUGGCUUAUUCAUGGUAUUCCAUAUUUAAUCUUUUUUGAAAUAAUUCAAUCAAAUUUAACCAAAAAGAAUCGUUGUAUGAUUACAAAUAAGAUCUUUUCAAAUUAUUUUACUUAUGUUUAUUCAGCUAUAUUAACCGGUUAUCUUCCGAUAUUUCUUACAAUUUUAUUCGGAUUAUUAUCUUUUUAUAAUGUUAAACGAUUAUCAUUAAGAACAAUAUCGAUUAUUCGACGUCAAUUAGAUAAACAAUUAACAACGAUGGUUUUUCUAUUGGGGAUAUUUAAUAUAAUUGCAUUAAUACCUUAUCCAAUUAUAUUAAUUAUUCGAUCGAUAUCGAGUAUUAUCAAUGAUCCAUCGGCUGUGGUCAAAAUUAAUUUUAUCAAUAAUUUAACAGUGUUUUUCUAUUAUUUAUAUUUCGCAAGUCCAUUUUAUAUAUUUAUUUGUGUAUCGGAACGAUUUCGACGGCAAUUAUUGUUUGUUUUAUUUAAAAUUCAUCUUGAGCGUUGGAGACGAAAGAGAAUGGUUGCAAUAUUAAUGUUACCACGUUAA
Molecule: messenger RNA, 936 nt
Organism: Adineta ricciae
Lineage: Eukaryota; Metazoa; Rotifera; Eurotatoria; Adinetida; Adinetidae
Source: the annotation of a GenBank genome assembly